UAAGUAACAGAAGGGGGAAUCCGAACCAUAGUUUCCGAAACCUCAAGGGAGGUCUCAUUAUAUAUCAGAACAAAUCUCCGGCGCUGGCGGGAGUAAGAAUAGCUGGAUAUCCAUUUUUACUCUUCCUGGACAUUGCAAAAUCAAGCUCCCCCAGAACUUGGACCUACUUGUUUGUUCAAGUGUACUCGUCGCUUUGGUUACUCUUAAAUCAAAUGUGAUGAGUAAUAAGAAAGGCACUCUUAGAUUUUCCUCCAGCAAUACUUGUGGAAUGACAAAUGAGAGUUACUUGCCUCGUGAGAUAUUGGAGGACAUUCUAACAAGACUCCCAGCAAAGAUGGUCGGCCAAUGCAAGUGCAUCUGCAAGUAUUGGCGCGCUCUAAUUGAGGAGCCCUCCUUUGUGGAAUUGCACCAUUUCCAUUCCAAGUCUAGACCCGGUGGCUGGUACCGUGUAAUCUGUUUAACUACCUGUGACUUCAAGGAUAUACAUUUUUUCUCGGCCAAUUAUGAAGGAGGACUGGCCCAGCCCUUGUUCACCUAUUUAAAGUCAGGUUCAUGUGAAAUUGAAGCAUCUGUCAAUGGCUUGUUAUGUUGGUACCGUAAGGUAUCUGAAUCCAUUUUGAUUAUGAAUCCUACCACCAAAGAACUCAUUACCCUUCCCCCAUUUACGAGGCCAGCAAACUGUCACGUCCGUUAUGCAGGACCGUUGGUGUCAUUUGGGUUUGAUCCUUCCACUAAGCAAUACAAAGUGUUGAAUAUGUACCAUGUACUGAAAGAGAGGCAAGGACAAUUGGAGUACUCUCAUUGCGAGUGUGAAAUUUUCACUUUGGGCACACACUCGUGGAGAAAGAUUGACAUUGUUCCCCAGGCCUCCCACCUUGAGUUUGGUUCACGUGGCGUUUGUGUUGGUGGAGUUAUACACUGGAGAAAUACUUGGUAUUAUUCGAUAUGUUCUCGUACUGUUGAUGGUGAGGUUGUAGUGGCAUUUGACCUCAAAGAAGAGAGAUUUCGGGUGUUUUCACUGCCUAGGGAAUUCCCACGCACGCGUUGUCUGGUAGAACUUGGAGGCCAUUUGGCUGCUUGUGAUAAACCCUUUGUGGAACUCCCAGAAAAUGUACCGCUGGAGCUUUGGAUACUGGAGGACUAUGACAAGUGGGGUUGGGUCAAUGAGAGGAUCACGCUGCCACGGGAUAUUGUUCGACCACCUAUUUAUACAAAUGGCGCAAUUCAGGCAGGCGAGAUCCUCCUGCAUGUUCUUCUGAAGCGGCUGCCUGUGUCUACUAACUUGGAGGUGUACUAUUAUGGUCGGAACAAAAGAAGUUUAAGAAAGAUCGAAAUCACAGGGCUUUCUCUUCUGAAUCCAGUGUACAUGGGUGUCUUUAAUCUUGUUGAAAAUCUGGUUUCCUUGCGAGAUAUUUAAAUUUUUCUGUCAUUUCAUUUUCUCUAUGUAAGUCUUGUUAUUACAUUUCAUUCGUAUGAGACCUUUUUGUCAAGCCAUAUAUCUCCCCUAGGUGUAUUGAUUUGAUUUUGAUUGUGAAUGUUGUUGUCCAAUGAGUAAUUUAUGGGCAUUGGAUUAUUAGACCA
Molecule: messenger RNA, 1581 nt
Organism: Rhododendron vialii
Lineage: Eukaryota; Viridiplantae; Streptophyta; Magnoliopsida; Ericales; Ericaceae
Product: F-box protein At5g65850-like
Exons: 2
Coding region: 218-1417 (399 amino acids)
Molecular function (GO): protein binding
Source: RefSeq, a predicted model, not a curated record